ACGUUAUCUCCUCUGGUAUUAUUUUAUCUCCUGUGUUACCAUGUUAUCUUCUUUGUUUUCAUUUUAUCUCCUCUGUUGUUAUUUUAUCUCCUGUGGUUUUUACCUUCCAUGUUAUCAUGCGAUCUCCUGUGUUAUCAUUGUGACUUUAAAUCAUUUCGACCUGGACUUGUUUUCAGGUCUGCAGUUUUUCUGCCGACUGUGCGACCAAAGGUCUUCACGCCCAUCACCCCAGAGAUUGUCUGUACCACCUGAGAGACUGGAGCGUGUCACGCCUACACUUGCUGCUACAGUUUUACAGAGUGUCUCCAUCCUGGUUGGAUGCAGCCAAUGGCGGCUCGGCAGGCGGCGGUCGGACAGGUGAGGCAGGUCUCUCAGUGUGCUCACCUGGUGGCGUGUUACCUGUCCUGCUCUGAUGAGCUGCGUGUUUCAGGUGUGUGUUUGGUUCUGGAGCUGAGAGAGGACGGCGGCCGGCGGGAGGAGCCCUGUGGACGAGCAGCUGAGCACCAAGGACUCUGCCAGAUGCACUACAAGGAACGUCUGGUGGAGCUGAUCAACCGUUGCCGUGCCGACCCAGUGGUCCUCUUCAGCCCUGCCGAGAUGAAGGCGGAGCUUCAGCGCUGGAAUGUGGCCACGCCCACCAGGAAACCAGAAGAACAGGAGCCGCUGUACAUCCACCGCCUCCGCCUGACUCUGACCAACAGCAUUCCUCUCCGGAGACGGCCACGACCUUUAACCUCUGACCUCUGCUCUAACUCCUGGAGCUCUGCCUCCUCACCUGCUGACCAGUGACUGACUCACCUGUGGCAAACGUGCCGGCAUAGUAAUCAUUAACGUUAAUGUCAGUGGGAUGAGUUCUGACCACGCCCCCUUCGGUGAUGUCACCUGUCUCUAUCUCAGUGACGUUAUCAUGGACAACAGCCGGUGGCCUCUGAUUGGCUCAGUGGACCAAAGACGGACUGAAUGUUAACGAGCUAUAUGUUAAUAAACUGAGUAUAAACGAGCUGAAUAUUAAUAAGCUGAAUGUUAAGGAGCUGAGUGUUAACGAAGUUAGUGUUAACGAGCGGAGGGAUAAAGAGCUUAAUGUUAACGAGCUGAGUGUUAACUAGUUGAGUGUUAACAAGCUUAAUGUUGACGAGCUGAGUGUUAAUGAGCACAGAGGGUUAGUGUUAAUUAGCUGUCGAGAUGAAUGUUAAUAAGCUGACUGGCAGGGCGAUGUGGCCUAAAAAUAAAAUCUUUUUUCACACUAAA
Messenger RNA from Plectropomus leopardus (leopard coralgrouper), 1248 nucleotides. The record is from RefSeq and is a predicted model, not a curated record. NCBI's taxonomy places the organism in Eukaryota, Metazoa, Chordata, Actinopteri, Perciformes, Serranidae.